Frieseomelitta varia is the source of this 2539-nucleotide messenger RNA. RefSeq names its product tudor domain-containing protein 3 (gene Tdrd3). The transcript is spliced from 11 exons. Gene Ontology annotation, molecular function: RNA binding; protein binding. Bases 376 to 2481 code for a protein of 701 amino acids. The record is from RefSeq and is a predicted model, not a curated record. Lineage: Eukaryota; Metazoa; Arthropoda; Insecta; Hymenoptera; Apidae. Gene Ontology annotation, biological process: mRNA processing. Gene Ontology annotation, cellular component: cytoplasm; nucleus.
UGAUGUAUCGAUAUUGAAUUACUGCAACCGAUAUAUAUCGAUCAUAAAAUGUACCAAAUGUUCAAGAUGGUGGCAAAGAAUUCGAGGUUUAAUAGGCGCGGUUCCUUUUGUUCGUUAUUUGGACAAGCAAAGUGGCUUUGUAACGUAUAAUAAACGGUUUCUUAUAUUCAUAAAAGUAACUAAUUUCGAUAUUGCAAUUAUUGAUACUUUGACGAUUUGUUUUUUAUUGGUUUAAACGUCAGCUGACACAUGUUUAUGUACAAGUCGAAUGUAUGCAUGUAACGUGCAUGAAAUUUCACUUGAGAAAGUCACCAAACCAAAACCAAAUCGUUCUAUUAGAAAAUCUGGCUUCAGUACAAAAUAACGGUGCAUACUAUGGAAAAAUUGAAAGAUAAGGGGUGGUAUAUUACAGAUCAUGGAUACCAUACUGCAAGUGAUUCUGGAAAUGUCAGUGACAUACAAAAAAUUAUCAAACGAUUACUGGAUCUUGAUUUGAGAGAAAUUGGCAAUGGUCAAGGAGAUAUAGUUCAGGGUAAUAUUGUAUUACAAAUACAGAAAAUACGUAAUGUAGCUGCUCCUAAAAACAAUGAAGAAUCUCGUGCAGCUCCACGUUUAUUAAAAUUCUUCUUGACUGAUGGUAAAAAUAAUUUUCAAGCUAUAGAGGUUGAACAUAUUUCAUUUUUAAGUUUAAAUACACCUCCUGGUACGAAGAUACUGAUUAGUUGUGGAAAUGUUCCAAUGUCUCAUGGAAUUAUUUUGUUAAGACCAUCAAACAUAGCACAAGUACUUGGAGGAAAAGUAACAAAUCUUGUAGAGAAAUGGGAACUGAAUAAAAAAUUGGCACUGCAUACAAGAAUGAGAUCCACUGAAGAAGGUGGCCCACCACCGUGGAUACCAUUUGGAAAAAAGAUUAUAAAAGUUUCUGAACAUGACAAAAACUUCAAAGCUUUAGCAGAAAAAGAAAAAUCUAGUAAAGAGAAUGCAGAAUUUGAAGCUCAGCGGAAGGAUGCUAUAGCAGAAGCUGCUAAGCAAGGCAGUAAGAAAGUUUUUGGUGGAGGAAAUAAGCAGCUUCUAGAUCACAGUGUACAAAGAAUUGUAGAUCAAGGCUUUUCUAUAGAACAAGCAGAAUAUGCCUUAAAAGUUAAUCGAAAUAAUGUUGAUAAGGCUUUAAAAAGCUUACAAAAAACAGACAGCAAGCACAAUACGUUUAAAGAACCACGAGAAUCACGUGAACCACGAAAUAAACGAUUUGAUAAAAAAGUCGAAGAAGGUAAACCAAGUAGUGGAAAAAUAUCUCUUUUUGAUUUUCUUGAAGAUAAAUUGCCUUUACAAUCUGAAUCUACGGAAUCGAGCAAUCCACCUCAGAAUAAUUAUACCCAAAAUACUGAAAAUAAUUUUGAUAAAAUGGAAUUUAAAAGCAACGAAUCACAAAGUGGAAAAAGUGGAAGAUCUCAAAAAGGAGGUCGUGGGUAUCAAAUUCCUCCAAGACAUUUAGAAGAAAAUAAGGGUAGCAAAAAAUCAAACUUCAAUAAUUCUAGUACUCAAUACUUACAAUAUAACGGGGGGAAUCAUUCUCAACAAAAUAGACCACCGAGAUUUCAACGAAAUCAGGAUAAUUAUAAUUAUCCUCAGCAAGAUAAUUUACAUAAAACGUACCAGAAAUCUCAAGUAAAUGAUUCUCGAAAUUCCAAUAUACAAAUUCGUACAGAUGGAGCAAACAUUAUGAAUAGUAAUAAUUAUUACAAAGCUUCGCAAGAUCAACAAGGAAAACAUUCUGGUGCUGGCAGGAGUAAUAAUCACUAUGAGACCGACACCAGGAAUAGACAAAGUUAUGAUGCUUCUUACGGUAGGCAUAAUCGAGCACAAGAAGAUGGAACAUAUAGAGCUUAUCCUGCAAAUACAACUGAUAAAAAUUACAAAAACCAACUGAACAGAUUUCAACCAAAUGAGAAUUCUGGUAGCAAGGGGACCGUAGAACCCAACAGCCAAAGGAAUCAAAGCCACUAUAAUACCAGUCAAAAUACCAAUAUAGCUUCUACUGGCAGUACUUGGGUAUGGCGUGUAGGUGAUAAAUGCUUAGCCAAAUACUGGGAAGAUAAUAGAUAUUAUAACGCGAAAGUAACUGGAGUAUCAGACAGAACUUGUGUUGUUCAGUUCAAAGGAUUUGAAAAUUACGAAGAAGUGCUUCAAGUGGAUUGCUUACCUAUAACAGAUGAUAACCAAGUUCCAGAUUAUGUUAUGGAUCAAAAACAAUCAGAUCAACGAUUUAAUAAUAGGCAGCUGCGAUAUGACCAAACUCAAAAUCACAUAACUGCAGGUAUGGAAUUUCGAAGAGGUGGAAGUGGCGUUGUUCCUGCAAAUAAAACUGCUUAUAACAAGAAACGUAAUCAGCAAAGAAGCACACAGCCCAUUUAUCAACCACCGGCGCAACGUUGUCAGAAUUCUAUGCCUACAAAUACUCAAAAUAAUUCCUUACUUUAAUGUAGUAUUGUCAUUCUAUUUUUUUUAGUAAAAGUACUGAACAUCGCUGAAUUAUUAA